AUUCAGUCCAUAAGGGUAACCUACAUCUGCCGCUGUCUCCUAACAUUUGUCGAUAAGUAUGACCUAUAUUUGCCACUGUGUGAACCGCUGUCACGUUCAUGACGCUGGAUAUGGAGUUGCUACAGAGGCUGCCUUACCUGGAGCAGCUACUGGACUGGAUCAAGGGGUGGGAGGAAUGGUUGCCUACAAGUCCCACCGCCCGGGCUGUUCUACUGGGACUAGGCGUCGGAGUAGCCGUUUAUCUGAUCACCAAGAAGAGGUACAAGCUACCCCCUGGACCCCGUGGAUGGCCGUUGCUUGGGAACCUCUUGGAGUUCCGGAAUGCAACUAUCUACGAGAAGAUGACGGAGUGGAAGGCUCGGUAUGGUCCCGUUGUGAGCUUUAAUAUGGGACCUAUGACAAUGGUGGCCCUCAACAAUAUAGACGUUGUGAUGGAGGCGAUGGUCAAGCGACAGGCGGACUUUGCAGGGCGCCCCAAGUCUUAUUCAUCGCAACUCCUCAGCGACGGAGGUAGGAGUAUCGCCCUCGGAGACUACAGCCCUACUUGGAAACUACACAGGAAGCUGGCUACAAAAGCUUUGAAACACUACAUGACGGGUACCCGCCUAGACCAGGGGAUAGAGCGCUCCCUCACUAAAGGCAUAAAGCUGAUACAGGAGAUGAAGGGGCCAUUCAAUCCUCAUCACGUCGUCUCCCUCAUUGUGUUCAACAUCAUCAACAAUAUCUGCUUCAGUGUCACAUGCGACGUUCAUGACAACUACUUCAAAGAGAUGUUGCAUAUUCUGGAUGCCUUUCUGGAUGACUUCGGCAAUGGCUUUCUUGAAGAUGUCAUUCCUCCCCUGCGUCUCUGCCAUACCAAGAAGCUGAACACUGUAUUGAAACAAUUUGCCAAAUUCUUUGGCAACUUGAAUGAAGGAAUUGACAAACAUCGACAGACUAUAUCCAAAGAUAACACCCGUGAUUUCUGUGAUGCCCUGUUACUGGCUCAAGAAGAAGCUCGUGACGAGGAGGACCCGGAAGUGAUGUCACAGAUGACUGACAGCCAUAUCACUCAAACCCUCUCUGAUAUAUUUGCUGCCGGGAUGGACACCUCUCGCUUCACGCUGCUGUGGACGCUGCUGGACCUGGCUCAGCACCCUGACAUCCAAGACAAGCUUCACACGGAGGUUGACCGUGCACUGGGUGCAAGUCAUUUCCCCAGUGUAUCAGACAGGAAUAGUCUCCCUUACACUGACGCUGUGCUACACGAGAGUAUGAGGUUGCACACCGUGGUGCCAAGCGGACUUCCCCACAAAACACUGUGUGAUACGAACGUCGGUGGUUUUGACAUUCCUAAAGGCACUACCGUGUUCAUCAACCACUACGCUUUGCACCAGGAUCCAGAGCAGUGGCGGGACCCGCAAGUGUACAAUCCAGAUCGGUUCCUUGACCAUGAUGGCAAAAUGGCUGCCAAACCAGAGAGCUGGCUUCCGUUCUCCGCUGGAAGAAGAGUGUGUCUCGGAGAGAGCGUGGCCAAGCCGGAACUGCAACUUCUGCUUGCAGGAAUCAUGAGGCAUUUCAAAGUGUCCCUCCCACCUGGAGCUAAGGUGAACCUUGAGCCACGUGGAGGAUCUUUCGCAAACGUUCCGCGUGCUUAUGAACUCACUUUUGAAUCGAGAAUCUAGCUCAGAUUUUUUCUGUGAUGGAUAUGUAUAGUCAUGAACACGAACACAUUGUAACAGAUGAGUAACAAAUAUGUUUUCCAUGAUAGUGUGGCUUUGUUGAUAUUCAUACAUAUUCUAGGAAUAAUAAUUUUGCUGGAUAUAUAUGGACCAUUAGUGUGAAGCCUCCAUGAAUGAGUGCAACAAUGAAACGGGAAUUCAACGUUCCUGUCAAAUUACUGACACCUCAAGUCAUUAUUAGAGCCUGAACUACGAGGGGCGUUCAAUAAGUUUUGCAGUCGCAGAAUAUCUUUUGCACUUUUGAUUUUCAAUAUAAUCUCCAUUCACCUCAAUACACUUAUUCAAUUUGUCCAUCAAGCUUUUAAUACCACUUUUAUAGAAAUCCGCAGAUUGGCCCUCUAACCACGCCUCUGUGGCAGCCUUUAAUUAUGUCCUGGUCAUCCUGGAUGCGUCUUCCACGUAGGGCAGAUUUCAUUUGCCGGAACAGGAAAUAGUCACUUGGGGCUAAGUCUGGGCUGUAGGAUGAUUUAACUGUACAGCCCAAACUUGGCCCGGGGUAGAUAAGGGCCAUGCUUGCCGUAAAAGGCGACUAUGCUUGACUAAGGGAAUCUGGUGGUCAGGCUCGCUGACUUGGUUGUCAUCGAUCCCAAUUGCGUGGAUUAAUGCUCAUGUUGUCAAUCACUGGAUUGUCUGUUCUUAUUGUUAUACCCGCUACUGUUCUGUUUCACCUGUAAUGUCAAGUAGAGACUUCAAGGAACAUUUCUACAUGAAACAUCAAAUGUAACUCGUUUACUUAAUUCUGCAGCUCCAUACGUUUUUGAGGUAUUGUCUAAGGUCCAAAACAGUACCUGUACAUGAUGUUUUUGUCAGUAAAUUCCAAUCACAACUCA
Molecule: messenger RNA, 2551 nt
Organism: Haliotis rufescens (red abalone)
Lineage: Eukaryota; Metazoa; Mollusca; Gastropoda; Lepetellida; Haliotidae
Product: steroid 17-alpha-hydroxylase/17,20 lyase-like
Exons: 11
Coding region: 99-1664 (521 amino acids)
Biological process (GO): hormone biosynthetic process; progesterone metabolic process
Molecular function (GO): heme binding; iron ion binding; steroid 17-alpha-monooxygenase activity
Source: RefSeq, a predicted model, not a curated record